AUGGUCCACAAGAAAUGGGGUUCACCAAAAGCAGCAAAAGAGUCUGAAAAAUUCCCAGAACCAAUCACUACCCCAAGGCUGAAGUGGAAGAAGCUCUUCUUCCACAGCAUCAACCCUUCAAAACCCAACAGCAACAACAAAACCCAGAACCCUCCAGAAGAGUUCCUCUGCCCCAUUUCAGGUUCCAUCAUGGCAGACCCUGUCAUCGUCUCCUCCGGCCACUCCUUCGACCGUGCCUCCGUCCAAGCCUGCAAGGAUCUCAACUUCACCCCUCAACUUCCUGAUGGUAACACCCCUGAUUUCUCCGUCGUCAUUCCCAACCUUGCCCUCAAAUCCUCCAUUCUCAAAUGGUGCCAAACCCAAACCACCACCGCACCCAACACCGCCACCACAGAGAACCUCGUUCACACACUAAUGGCUUCCAAGCCGCCACCACCAAAAGACCCACCUGUGAAUCUCUUCACCCGCGCAGAAACUCAAGUCCCUCUGCGACCAACCCACCUCUACACGAGCUCCGAGGAAUCCAUAGCCACCGCAGCUUCAUCAUCAACCCCGCCACUGCAAUUCUCAACGCAACCCAGUUACUGCUACUCUUCCCCUUCCUCCUCUGAACUCGAACCAGCAACAACCCCAGAAGAAUAAGAAAUCGUAUUUGAAUCGAACGAGCUUCUUCCUCGGUUCUUACUCUCCGCGCUUCUUCCCCCC
Messenger RNA from Lotus japonicus, 705 nucleotides. Its product is annotated as U-box domain-containing protein 40-like. The record is from RefSeq and is a predicted model, not a curated record. Gene Ontology annotation, biological process: protein ubiquitination. Gene Ontology annotation, cellular component: nucleus; cytoplasm. Bases 1 to 642 code for a protein of 213 amino acids. NCBI's taxonomy places the organism in Eukaryota, Viridiplantae, Streptophyta, Magnoliopsida, Fabales, Fabaceae. The transcript has a single exon. Gene Ontology annotation, molecular function: ubiquitin-protein transferase activity.